AUGGUCAGCCAGCAGCAUCCACAAACCUCGGUGGAGCGACUCCUCGCGCAGCUCGAUAAGGCAAUGACGCAUUACCAGUUGACCAAUAGCUUUUCUUGUGGCGGGUCCCUCGAGGUCCGACUUGGAACUCACUAUAGUGACUUUACAAUUACAAAGAAGCCAGUCAUGUGUUUCCGGCCUAUUGUUUUUUGGUGCAAAGGCAGCGUGUCCAAGCAUACAACUAUCGACUGCUCCUGGACUACUAGCAGAAAUUGGGAAAAUAGUUUGGAUGAGCUGGUCCAAGAUUGCAGUCCUGCCACCUUUGGAUGCGAUGGCGAAAACAUCUUCGACGAGAAGAUUCGCAAAGCCGGCGUUUUAGAUGCAGCCUCCUUUUCGACAAAUUUCAACCCUUACGACUUCGGUAUUGUGGAUGCCGUUGCCCAAGAGCUUCUCCCUGGCCUUGCGAGAGCCGGGAAGCAGCCGGCUGUGGAGCGAUGGGGCGUGGUUGCAGAGCUCUACAAACUGAAUGUGUAUUCGGCGCCUUCGGGCAUGUUCAAGCCACACGUCGACACGCCUCGCGGACGGACUCAUUUUGGGUCGCUCGUAGUUGCAUUACCGACUGACUUUCAAGGCGGCCAGUUGCGGGUUGCUUAUAAAGGUAAGGAGCGAGCCUAUCUCGACGACGGGUCGUUUUGUCGGAGCGAUAUCAACUGGGUUGCGUUCUACAGCGAUUGCGAACAUGAAGUUCUACCCGUCACCGCUGGACACCGCAUCACGCUAACCUACCAACUCUACGUCUCCGAAUGCAUUGGAGGCCUUGUACAGCCCCAACUGCAAAUGCCAGAUUCGAAAUUUUACCCUAUGUAUCGCUGCAUCAAAGACAUGCUCGCCUCACCCACGUUUAUGAAAAAUGGUGGAAUCCUCGGCUUUCAUUGCGUGUACCAGUAUCCCGAAAAGUUCGAGGGCACAUAUUUCUACGAACGCUACCCACGGACCUUAAAGGGCAUCGACGCUGUUAUCUUCGCCAUCUUCCGAGCGCUUGAACUCACUGUUCAUAUAAAGCCCUACGAAGCUGGAAGUAUCAUUGGUGGGAAGAUCGCAGAUGCGAGGGUGCGACUUGAAAGCCUCUUCACUGAAGAAGCCACCUGUGGAAGGCUAGUAGCUAAUGAGUUUGAACGAUUUGAUUGUGGCCACUAUGUUGGCGACGAAAUUUUUGAGCAUGUCAAGUGGUUUAAUGAAAAGCCCGCUCUACAUCCGGCUGGGGAAGGAUGUCUCGAUGUUGCAAAGCCAACUAGGUGGAUCGGCAAUGAAACCGAGGUUGAUUGGGAUUAUUUGUUCCGCGCAUUGUUGGUGGUGGUACCUGCAUCAUCAGACCGAACUCUGAAGACUUAG
Molecule: messenger RNA, 1371 nt
Organism: Endocarpon pusillum Z07020
Lineage: Eukaryota; Fungi; Ascomycota; Eurotiomycetes; Verrucariales; Verrucariaceae
Exons: 3
Coding region: 1-1371 (456 amino acids)
Source: RefSeq, a predicted model, not a curated record